AUGGCCAAACCACCCUAUCUAGAGGAAGAUUACAUGAAAUACUACAAACCAAAAGAUCAUCAUACCCAUAAAGCAACGAGCCUAUCUUUCUUUGCCUCUAUCUUCUUCCUUUUCAUCUACGUAUGUGUCUUCUAUACCUUCAACCUAUCUCCCUAUGCUCUCUUAAACAACAACGUCUUUUGGUUUUUCAUGUCCAACACUCUCAUCCUCAUCAUUGCUGCUGACUAUGGAGCAUUCUCUUCGUCCAAACAGAAACAAGAUUUCUAUCAAGAGUAUGUAAAGCAUAGUCAAGCAAUAGCGAGAAACUAUGUCCACAAAGAUGAUGAACAAGUUGAUAAACAAUGCAUUGAUCCCAAACAAGAGUUGGGUGCUGAGUUGUCAGAGGAGAAGAAAGAAUCUAUCUCUGAUCAGAGUAGUGAUCAGAAUAUCCCUGAACGUGUACUUGAAAUUGUGGCAAUAAAUCAACCUAAGAAACCUAGUAAGAGCUCCAAUGGAAAAAGGUCCACACUUCACUUGCAAGUAGAUGAUGGAUAUAAAGAAGAAUUUAAGGAGAACGCAAUCCCUGCAAGAAUUUACCGGCGAAGUAAAUCUGAUAGACACAAUAGAGCCAAGCAUGUCGUGAAUGAGGAGCAGAUGAACAAGGUGCAAAGAUCAGAGACUAUGAAGGUUUCUGCUAAUGUAGAGGAAGAAAAUGAGUUUUCUACUAUGUCAAAUGAGGAACUUAAUAGGAGGGUAGAGGAGUUUAUUCAGAAAUUCAAUAGGCAGAUUAGACUUCAGGCAACAAGAAAUGCUUAUCAAAUUUAG
Abrus precatorius (Indian licorice) is the source of this 804-nucleotide messenger RNA. RefSeq lists its product as uncharacterized. The record is from RefSeq and is a predicted model, not a curated record. Lineage: Eukaryota; Viridiplantae; Streptophyta; Magnoliopsida; Fabales; Fabaceae. The transcript has a single exon. The coding region runs from base 1 to 804 and encodes 267 amino acids.